AGUUUAUCCGCUGACUUCCUUAAUCGAACACAAUUAAAACAUUUAAAACAUAGGUGGGGCUGAGUAACACACACAAAUACACAUACACACGAAGACAAGACGAAUGACAAGUUAUUGUGUGUAGGUGCGACAAAGCCUCUACCUGGAUAGGUCAGCGUCUACAUUCUCUCACUGUCCAGGUAUCUUAACCACACAUCUACCUUCGUGCCUUGGGUUCUUACAACAAGUGACUUAGUUCUGUGACGAGACCAAACCUUAGGACAUGGGUCAAAGUAAAGACUCCUUGUUUUGUUUCAUGUUCGUUCUGUUCAACAUGAUAGCACCUAGUCUGUCUGUGGAGUGUCUGGCUUGCUCGUACACUUUCGCCGGGACGGACGGACUGACUGACAUUGAAUGCGUCAAGAGCCCAGAGAGUUUUAUCAAAACAAUCAAAAUACAGUGCACAGACCAAUGUCUGACUCGAUUUGUUUACACAGCAAACUAUGAAAGAAUAAACUCAGUAACCAGAGACUGUAGUUCUAAAUACUUCUCAGGGAAUCAGUGUGAUCCGGCCACCAAUGUCUAUCCCACGUGCACACUGACAUGCGCAACGAGCUGGUGCAACAACCAAACAGACCCCAAGCCUAAAUCUUCAGAAGAGUAUGACCCCUACGGAAACAAAGCUUCGACAAAUCAUAUUUUUGUUUGUUUAUUUUUUGUACCUAUAUUUCUGUUGCAAGUUGUUUAAUAAAAAGUAUUAAAUUAUCAGA
Molecule: messenger RNA, 749 nt
Organism: Biomphalaria glabrata
Lineage: Eukaryota; Metazoa; Mollusca; Gastropoda; Planorbidae
Exons: 4
Coding region: 263-727 (154 amino acids)
Source: RefSeq, a predicted model, not a curated record